This is a messenger RNA of Aethina tumida (small hive beetle), 1683 nucleotides long. RefSeq lists its product as uncharacterized. NCBI's taxonomy places the organism in Eukaryota, Metazoa, Arthropoda, Insecta, Coleoptera, Nitidulidae. The record is from RefSeq and is a predicted model, not a curated record. The transcript is spliced from 4 exons. The coding region runs from base 683 to 1603 and encodes 306 amino acids.
GAACAACCUGUUCCAGUUUUGAUUGACAUAUAAUUUUUGGUUAUGAUUUAUAUAAAUUCUAAUGUGUACAAAAAAGCAGUGAUGAUUUGGUUGAAAAUCGGGUAAUCCAAUCUCCUGCCAUGAAACGUAUCAUGAUUUUUGUGGGUAUCGUAAGUCUUCUCACUUUUUUAAGUUUGUCGAGUGCGAACAAGAGACACAGAAGAGGGGGACUAAAUGACGACUACAGAGGUAUAAUGAGCAGAGGAUUUUAUCCGGGACAUCCGUUUUGGCCUUGGCCACCUCCGCCUCCCCAAAAAAGACCAGACAGCAGGUCCGGAGAUCGAGGGGGAUCAAGAGGUAAACCUGGAGGACAAGAUCGUCAAAUAGGAAGACGUGGAACAAGAGGAGAGGCAGGAGGUCAAGGCGGAGCACGAAGUGGAUCUGGAGGUCAAGGAGGUGCAGCAGGUAGAUCAGGAGGAGGGCAAGGGGCGUAUGGAGGAAGUGGAGGAUCCGCCAGGAAGUAAAGAAACAAUACUGAUCAUUCGAGAUACCUGAUUUAAAAUAUACCUUAUUUUGAUAGACAAUCAUUUUUUGGUUAACAAUUUAUUUAAAAAUUAUGAUUCGGAUGUGUCAGUAAAAGUUGCGACAGUUUUGUAAGAAAAUGGGUAAAAUAUAAGUCAGUAGUCAUCAUGCCCUGCCAAAAAUGAAAGACAUACUCAUCCUCGUGGGAGUCGUCGGACUUCUUGCCCUCGCUAGGUUGGCGAAUGCAAGAAAAAGGCACAGAUUUAAAGGAUUUGGUAAUAGAGGAUUAAUGGAUGGAAGCUAUUUCCCAUGGUUCCCAUUCUGGCCCUUUGGUGGUCCCACCAGACACGAAUAUUGGAGAAGACCCAGACGUAGAUCAAGAAGCCACAGUAGAAGUAGGAAUUGGCCAGUUGGUCCACCACGAAUAGGAGGUGGGGGAGGACCGGGUAUGUCAGGAGAUUAUAGCGGUUCGGAGUGGCCAUUUCCAGCAAGGCCACAAAGUCCGGCAAAAGUAAUAAGUAAACCUGGAGGUCAUAGUGGCAAGAAAAGUGGAUCAGGAGGCAAACGGACAGCAAAGAGUGGAUCAGGAGGGAAAGGAGGACCGAAAAGUGGGUCAGGAGGUAAAAAAAUAUCAAAAGAUGUAUCACCAAGGAAAGUGAGCGAAAGAGGUGGAUCAGGAGAGAAAAUCGUAUCAGGAGGAAAAGGAGGAUCUGGAGGGAAAGGAGGUGAAAAAGGUGGGUCGGGAGGAAAAGGAGGUGAAAGAGGUGGAUCAGGAGGCAAAGGAGGCGGUGGAGGUGGAUCGGGAGGGAAAGGUGGUGUAUCUAGAGGUGGGUCAGGAGGUCAAGGAGGUGCCAGAGGUGGAUCGGGAGGUCAAGGAGGUGCCAGAGGUGGAUCAGGAGGUCAAGGAGGUGCUGGAGGUGGAUCAGGAGGUCAAGGCGGAGCCAGAGGUGGAUCGGGAGGUCAAGGCGGAGCAAGAGGUGGAUCAGGAGGUAAAGGAGGAGCAGGGGGUGGAUCGGGAGGUAAAGGAGGAGCAGGGGGCGGAUCAGGAGGUCAAGGAGGACAAGAAGGGCAAGGAGGUCAAGGCGGAUCUGCCAAGAAGUGAUGAACAAAUACUGACUAUUUAGAAUACCCAAUUUAAUAAAUUAUAUACGUGUAUAUUAAAUAAAAAAUUUGUUUUCAACA